This is a messenger RNA of Megalobrama amblycephala (Wuchang bream), 2007 nucleotides long. RefSeq lists its product as uncharacterized. Bases 180 to 1046 code for a protein of 288 amino acids. The transcript has 4 exons. The record is from RefSeq and is a predicted model, not a curated record. Lineage: Eukaryota; Metazoa; Chordata; Actinopteri; Cypriniformes; Xenocyprididae.
CACGCACCUACUGUCAUCUGCUCAAAUUAAACACUACUUUGGGUUUUCACUACACACCUUGCAUUAGAGAGGCUGCUAUGUAAUUUCACUUGAUUAGCGAAAGAACUGUGUCACCGGAUUUAAAGCAGAAGAACAGAAUGCUUUUAUGAUCAGAAUCAUGAGGGGGGAAAGUGGGAAAAAUGAAGCUUCUCUUUAAUUUACUCUUGGUGGUCUUGAUUAUGCUCGACAAUGGUAUUUUCGGUGUUGGAUCAGAUUUAGAGUCAGUGAUGGAAGGAGAUUCAGUCACUCUAAUCACUGGUGUUAAAACAAACCAACAAGAAGAUAUUAGAUGGUAUUUUAAUGACAUUCGAAUAGCAGAAAUCAGUGGAGAUCUCAGUUACAGUUGUACAGAUGUUCAGUGUAAUGAAGGUAAUGAGAGAUUCAGAGACAGACUGACGCUGGAUCAUCAGACUGGAUCUCUGACCAUCAUGAACACCACAAACACAGACUCUGGACUUUAUGAACUGAAAAUGAUCAGCAGCAGAAUCAGUGGGAAAAUUUUCAAUGUUACUGUUCAUGGUCUUUCUGCUGCUGAACGAGAUGAAGUGAAGAGAAAGUCAGUGAAGGAGGCAGAAUCUCUCACUUUAGAUCCUGGUGUAAUAAAAAAACAAAAUUAUUUAAUGUUGUGGUAUUUUAAUGAUACUCUCAUUGCUGAAAUCAGUAAUCUCAGUUAUAACUGUACAGAUGAUCAGUGUAAAGAUGGUGAUGAGAGAUUCAGAGACAGACUGAAGCUGGACAAUCAGACUGGAUCUCUGACCAUCAUGAACACCAGAAACACAGACUCUGGACUUUAUGAACUGAAGAUUAUCAUCAUCAGGAACAGCAGCUUCAGCAUCACCAGAGUGAAGAGAUUCAAUGUUACUGUCACUGGUCAUGGAGAUUCAUCAGUCUGCUGUGAUUCUGCUGCUGAUCUUUGUGUCCUUCUCUACUCAUGGUCAACCAGCAGGUUAUCAGCAUUUCUGAGACCAGCAUGUGUUUGGCAACAUGAAUGUACAGAGAUGUACUGAUGUGAUCCGCACAAGGAAAAUCACGCCACCAAACCUCCAAUGGCUGCAAAGAAAUUAACACCUUCAUACCAGCAAAUUCAAAUAAUAUUAACACAGUUUGUGGUCAUUUGUAAAUUAAAAAGUGGGGAGAGACAUCCAAACUGUGAAUACAGAGAGAUCCGGGACACUCGUUAUAUAGUGUUAGGGUGUGAAGACGGCUGGCCUGUACAUUAUGAUGAAGGUAUAAUUGAUGGAGAUAAGACAGGCUGAAUAGAGCCUCACAAAGCUUUACAAUAUUUUGCUAAUAAUUUAUUCACUUCUCCUUUUCAAAACAAUCAGAAUCAAUCACAAAGCCCAAAAUAAAACUGAUAAAUAAAUACUUGACCUCAGUUAGUUAUUGUGCAGUGGUUUUACCAGUUCUUCACAUGUAACCAGCAGCCACAGUUUGAGAGCAAAGUCUACCGAAGCACAGCUGUGAACAUCAGCACAAUAGAUGUAUACAUGUAUUUUAAAACAAAGCAUAGCUUUUUGUGUUUUAAAAAUCUAUAUCUUACAAUCUCUAAUUAUAUUUAAGGAAAAUCUCUCUUUUUUUUUCCUAUUGAAGAACAGCACACAAGUUCACCUUAAGUUAUAAGUAAAUUUACCCUUCUGUCUUUGAGAUUCUGAUAUGAACCAGAAUAUCUUCAAUGUCUCUCAUCUCACCAUGUUUUUACCUUAAAUGAGCGUAAUGUUAAAAAUAACUUUACGUUGUUUCUUUAAGUUAAUGGUAUAUUCUGCACUUCUUCAUGUAUGUCUCUGUGAGUAAUUGUGCUUAUCGUGUGCAAGAUUCAGCUAGUCUUCAGCUAUGAAUUUUUAAGCACUCUGUUAACACUUUUUUUUUAAAUGGGAGUAGUGAAUGGGGAAAACAGAUGAGGGAAGAAAGAUGCAAAUGUUUUUUCCACCUGUCUGUAAUCCUCAAUAAAACUUCUCUACUACCCUUAAA